AUACCGGAACUGCACAAACUGGUCCAGCGACUCUGCAAAGUCUGCCGAUUUACCUGCCGACCCAGUCAUGUAGACCAUCUUGGCAAGACUUUCUGAGUCUGCUAGCUGCGACCAGUGACAUCUCUCUAACGAGGCCAGGGGACUGCACUCUCCACUGAUGACUACAACAUCAUGGGUUUGCUGUGCAGAGUGUUACACAAAGCACGCAUCAAGAUGAGACGUAAAAUCGGGCAGUACGGCAUGACUCCAGUUGUAGCGUUCCUGGCUAUUGUUGCAUUAACCCUCUACGCCGUCUACCCAUCGCUACGACAGACACCGGUGAGGGAGAAGCCAGCGUUGAAAAUCCGGGACAGGUUUGACAUUCGACAAGUCACUCAUGCAAUAACGACUACAGAGAACGUCUUCAAGAGGGGACACGAAGGAUUUCUCAAGAAAUUACUGUUACGGAAACAUGAAGGACAGAAAUCAGGCAUACAGGAACACAGCAAUAAGGAGGAACCCCAGCACACAGGCUGCAGACGACCUGAACUUGACCUCUACACCCCGGAGAUAGAACACUGGUUCCACGACGUGGAGCCGCUCAAGUGUGAGGUCGGGCAGAAGGAGCUGAUCCACUUCCAGAAUGAUGUCAUCAAGAUCGACCUCGACAUUCUUCCAGAGGUCAUGAAGGAUUUUGAUGAUUUUAUCUGCAUAUUCCGCUCCCUGUACAGACGGGACGAGGACUACACACAUUUUGAUCACGAGCAAAUCAUCAAUAUGACAGGCUACACAAAAACAUUGCUGGACUUCAACAUAGAUACAGACUUCUUUGAGAUCAGCUGUGGUGAGAACCCGCGUCAUCACGACUACAAGGAUGGUUACAUCUACAACCUACCCGACACCGACAUGACCAAAAAUGUAACCAACGCUAACGACGGUCUGUUCGAAGAACAUCAAAACGCUCUGUUUGAAGAACGACAAGACAACGAGACAAAAAUACUCCGAAAACUUCUGGACGAACCUGAUGGUGAUAAUAAUGAUGCAGAAGAUGAAGAUGAUGAUGAAGAAGAUGAUGAGAAUGAGUAUUCCAUAAAGUACCGUCGCUACAACUAUCAUGACUAUGAUGAUUACGAUUACACAUCUUUGAGAGAUGUGGCAUACGAAAUGCUAUUUUCACACAUCCAUCCUAAACCAACGGUCUUCGCCGAUGCCAAACAGAAACUUUUAAAGGACACAGCACUCGGGUUGAAUGUACUUAUGUUCGGGUUUGACUCUACGUCUAGGUUGAAUUUUAUCCGUAAACUUCCAAAGACGUACAAAUACAUGACUGAGAUCCUAGACUCUGCUGUGCUGACUGGGUACAAUAUCAUUGGUGAUGCCACAACAGCUGCGCUUAUUCCAAUGCUGACGGGACAGACAGAAAUGGAGCUACCGGAGGUGAGGAAAAACCAGGAUGUUUCUCAUUCCGUGGACAUUUACCCCCUUGUGUGGAAGGAGUUCAAGAAAAACGGUUAUGCAACCCUCUUUGCGGAGGAUCAACCAACAAUGAGCGUUUUCAACCUACGGUUAAACGGGUUUGAAAAACAGCCCACGGACCACUACAUGAGACCCUUUUGGCUCGAGGUGGACUAUUCCGAGCUGGCUCAUGGAAAUUGUCUCGGUUCGAAACCCAAACACGACAUUAUGCUCGAGUAUAUCAUGGACUUCCAGGAGAAGUACAAAGAUUUGAGGAGGUUCACUUUUGGAUUUUUUAGUGACUUGAGCCACGGUGACAUCAACCCCCUUGCUUAUGCAGACGACAGUAUGCUACAGUUCCUUCAGUCACUAUACAGGGACGGGUACUUAAAAAACACUAUGCUGGUCAUUUUUGGUGACCACGGUGCUAGAUAUGGUAAAAUUCGCUCAACAUUCCAGGGUCGACUAGAGGAAAGACUACCAUUUAUGUCAAUAACUUUACCAACCGAGUUUCAAAAGCAGCACCCAGAAAUUGCAAAGAAUCUAAAAAGCAAUGCAGCCAAACUGACCACACCGUUCAACAUACAUAGCACUCUGUUAGACAUACUGAACUACAAAUCAGGCAAUGCUUACCCGUACAGAGGACAGAGCUUAUUCCGUGAGGUUCCAGAGAACAUGACGUGUACAGAGGCAGGGAUCGCCACCCAUUGGUGCACCUGUAUGGAGUGGGAGGAGCUGGACACUGGGCAGGACCAUGUGGUCCAGGCUAGCAGGGCUGUGGUGGACUUCAUCAAUGAGCAGACCUUGCCCUAUAGGAGUCUGUGUUCCCAGUUGGACAUCAGCGCCAUCAAAAGAGCUGACCUGGUCACAGCCAAUGAGCAGGUUCUGAGGUUCAACGGCACUCGAGACGAGGACCAACGGCUGCCCAGGUUUGGCCGAGAGGUGAACGUGAAGCAAGCAGAUAUACAGGUCAUCCUUGAGACUUCCCCCAGCAAUGCGCUGUUUGAAGCCACAGUGACGGUAUCCUUCAAGCUCCAGACGUACACAGUACACGGUAUCAGUCGGAUAAACAUGUACGGUGACCAGCCGCACUGUAUCAUGGACCAGUACCCACACAUCAGGCAGUACUGCUACUGCAAGAGCCAGCCUGCACUUAGGAAAAAAAGAUAGACCGUUUGCUUUUUACUUUUUGAACAAAAUUCUAUUUUUCCAAAGCCGUUGUUUGAAGGCAAUAUUUGCUGUUUUGGUGAUGCCCAUUGCUGUUGUUAAACCUUGAAGAAUUUGUAGAGUUACUAGUAAUGCAGGUGGAUUUUGAGCACUAUACACUCAGUCAAACUUGUAUAAGACGACCACCCAGGGGACUGAGAAAAUGUGGUCCUCUUAGACAAGUGGUCUUUUUAUACAAAAAGCAUGGUGACAAGACAGAACAAGAAAAUUUCAGCAAAAUUUCCACCAGUUUGACAAUAGACUGGACCAUUUUACAUUGUGAUAAAGACUCUUGAGCAAGAAAAAUGGUCCUUAACAUGAAAGUUGUCUUCCUACAUUCUUUUUACGGAAUAUAGAUACAAUAUAAAGCUGUUGUGUAAUGUUUUCGUCAUGUUAGGGUUGACAGGUGAAAGAAAUUCUCUCAUUUCUCUCAGCUUCCUAGUCACUGCCCUGUGGUGGAAUGUCUUCCUUGCUAUUGGUCAGGAGAAUACUGAUCUCCUUUCUAUGAAAGGGUCAUGGAAAAUAAUGUGUUAUUCUAUAACAUACAAAAAACGAAUUGCGAGAUGUUGGAUUGUAACCAACACACUACAUGAGAUGUAUCAGACUUUACACAAAUUUGAGUUUGUGUGUAUUUUACUAUGCAGUUAUUGUAUUACUAUGUAGGAUUACUUUAAACUGAAAUAUAGCAAAUUACCCAAGUGGAAUAUACAAUCAAUCAUGUUACUUUAGAUAGCAAAUACUACAAAAAUUGUUUGUACGUGUAUCUUUUUUAUCAUUUGACUGUACAAGUAGGUAGAAAUAAUGAAUUGGAGGUGUGCAAAUAGUUAAUAAUAUAUUUUUCUUGGGGUGCAAGUUACUACUACAAAUGUAUGUUGCAAUGGAUGGACCUGUAUGACACUGAGACUUAUAAUUGAUGAUAAUCACUUUCUUCCAUAUUAAUGAUUAUUUGAUGAUGGUGUCUGUUGUGAAGUGAGGAUAAAUAAAAGCUUAUCAGUGUACAGAAGUUAAAAAAUUAUAUCUACCACCUGAAACUUAAUAUGACCAUCCUGGGUUGUAAUUUAGAAUAAGAAAUACAAUGUAUUCACACCCCUUUCUGAGGCCACACCAAUUUAAUUUCUUGGUUAACGGAUUUUUCUAGAAAAAUAAUGGA
Molecule: messenger RNA, 3790 nt
Organism: Branchiostoma belcheri (Belcher's lancelet)
Lineage: Eukaryota; Metazoa; Chordata; Leptocardii; Amphioxiformes; Branchiostomatidae
Exons: 8
Coding region: 172-2604 (810 amino acids)
Source: RefSeq, a predicted model, not a curated record